Messenger RNA from Myxozyma melibiosi, 1666 nucleotides. RefSeq names its product guanine nucleotide exchange factor. Gene Ontology annotation, molecular function: guanyl-nucleotide exchange factor activity; G-protein alpha-subunit binding. Gene Ontology annotation, cellular component: cytoplasm. The transcript has 7 exons. NCBI's taxonomy places the organism in Eukaryota, Fungi, Ascomycota, Lipomycetes, Lipomycetales, Lipomycetaceae. Gene Ontology annotation, biological process: G protein-coupled receptor signaling pathway. The coding region runs from base 149 to 1486 and encodes 445 amino acids. The record is from RefSeq and is a predicted model, not a curated record.
AUAUCAGAAGGCCUCAAAAUCCGAAACGCUCAAUUAUAAAGCCCCCCGACCCAGUAGCAAGGAUCUGGUGCCAAUUUCUCCUCAGAGUACGGCUUAUUUCUGCUAGCCUGGCUAUUACUACAACGUUGAUGCAGACACCGGACGAAAUAUGAGCGCUAUGGAUCUGGAAACUACUCGAAUGCGAUCCGUCUCUUUGAUCGAGGGACUACGCGCGGAUCUGAGCGGAGCAAAACCACUGCGUCGUGAUGAUAUCCUCCAUAUUCUCGAAAACCUAAAGAUCAUUGGUCGAAACCCGGAAAACAUCAGCAUAUUCGACACCGAAGUACUCAAUAACUUGGCGAAAUAUGCAGACUACAAGCAGGAUCUGCAAAUACGCCUCGAAGCCCUUCGCAUAAUCGCAAAUGCUUUGCUGGUCUCGCGAUCGCUUCGACAGUCUUGGGAUGGCGUGUCGGUGUUUGUUGAUCAGUACAAGAAUCCUACUGUUGACGAAGAAUUUGUUACUGGCCGGAUUUUCUUUCUUUCAACUAUCGAAGAACCGCGACUUUACAGUCAAAAGACACAUCAGACUCUCAAUGAGUAUAUCACCAACUCUCUACAUCGUCACUCUGGUAAAUUGAUGAACUCCAAAGAACAAGCUGCAGUAGUAGAGACAUGCAAGCUGUUAUUCAAUAUCCUAUGCAAGUACUCAGAAACGGCCAGCCAAUACGAACACUUAGUCAAGUACCUCGUUCAAGCACUACGACAUCUUCCUCGUGAAUUGGUCCCGACGACUUCUUCAGUGGUCACAUGCCUGUUGAAACUUCCGGCUACUGAGGAGACAUAUUUUCCAAAGGAGGAACCGCUGUCUGUCAUUGCUUUACUAUUCGAAAUGGUCGAGUCGCGGAUGCGCUUAAACGGCCUAGACGACCCCAAACUUGACGAUAGCAUUGCACCUGCUCUUUUGGUAUUGCGUUCGGCUAUUAAGUCGACAAACUCGACCGCCGUCAAAGAUUAUGUUCAGUCCAAAAUUCUGCCUUCAGAGUCGGAGCGCGAUAAACCACUAGGGACCUCGUCAUCUUUCCAGUCACUCCUUCUACAGACUGCUUCGCGGCCCAACCUCGAGAAGAGUCGGGAAACCAUAUACCAAAUGAUGUUCGAGGCAUGCGACGAGGAUGCAAGGAAGUUCAUUAGUAAAAUCGGCUACGGAUUUGCCGCCGGAUUCCUCAUCAACCACAAGAUCGCGAUCCCGCAAGACUCGCUGCGCGAAGCAGAAGAGUAUCUGGACUCUCAGCGUAGUGUGGGGAUAAACCCGGUCACGGGCCAGAGGUUGGAUGCCGAGCUUGCCGACAGACCGUCGCUGGCGGAGAUGACUGAUGAGGAGAAGGAGCGGGAAGCGGAGAGGUUGUUUGUUCUUUUUGAGAGACUGCGAGAGAAUGGUGUCAUCAGUGCCCAAAAUCCGGUUCGGACGGCACUUGAGUCAGGCAGGCUCGAGGAGCUACCAGACUGACCACAGCAGAGCAGAAGACAGAUAACCAGAUUGUCCGAGAAUACGAAAUAAGUCUCUAAUAAUAUACAAAUCUUUUACUUAUUCACUCAGUUCAGAUAAUCCUCUUCGCCCGCUGAAAGUAGUCCGGCGAUGGAAUAAUAAAUAUAAAAUUCAGGGGUUAACUCUUAAACCUCCCAAAGA